Molecule: messenger RNA, 780 nt
Organism: Haliotis rubra (blacklip abalone)
Lineage: Eukaryota; Metazoa; Mollusca; Gastropoda; Lepetellida; Haliotidae
Exons: 6
Coding region: 102-686 (194 amino acids)
Source: RefSeq, a predicted model, not a curated record
GCGGGGAAUCGAACUGAUGACGUAUACAAUGACGCAACAGUGACGUCACUUCACGUGCAUAAUAACUCGAAAAAGUUGUGAGAGCUGUAAAUUGCUGCAUCAUGUGGAAGCUGCUUGUGGCGGCUUUGGUGACUGUUGCUGUCACAGACCUGUGUUCUGCUGUAGUCCUCAUCCCUAUGAGUGAUUAUGGCCAGAAGAUGGAGAACUCCCAGCUGGACAAAUGUCCUGCCUUUUCUGAUCUCAGGAGAACCACAUAUGGAUAUUCAACUGAAUGGCGUUUGUAUAAUAAAAUAGUCAAGCGUUCCUUCCUGUUGGCACUGAAAAGUGAAGCGGAUUCGUUUGCACAAAAGAAUGGAUGCUCGUUGCCAGUACAGAAAGGGCUUCUGAGACUGAACAGGGAAUUCUUCCGGUAUCACAUUCGUACAGUUUUACAGGCCCUCAAGUUCUAUAGGAGCAGAGUUGACAAUCCACCUAAGACAAGUGAAGAUACUCAACAUUACAUCGACGACAUGACCAAAAAAUGUGCCAAGGCUUUGAAUUUAGAAAGAGCUUACUCAUACGCCCUUUCACACAACAUGCCUAUCUGUACAGAUGGUUGUUGGCAUGAAGCUAAAGAGCUCCCAGAGUCAAUCCUUCUACCUGACAGGGAAUUAACUGGCAACGAGGAAGUGGAGUUUUUUGGAUAAACGUCAACUUCACAUGUCUUUGUUGCCAAUGUGUUCCUGGAAGAGCUGAAAUGUUUUGUUAUGUAAUCCCACAAAUAAAUGACUUUUUGCCCUU